AUGUUUCUUUAUUUUAAAAAAAUAUCAUCUUUCAUUCCCUUUUAUCUUUCACUCCCGCAUCCCUCUUUUUUGCUUUUGGGGGCAAUCACUAUGGACGUUUUUUCUUUUCUACUCUUCCCUCUUUUAAUUGUUUCUUGCUGCACUCUUCCUGUGAGGGGUGCCGUGUGUUUCCCGCCCAACUGCUCCACUCGCACACCCACCGACACGCUCAUGACGACGGCCCUGUGCGCCUCGCCUGCUGCACGCAUGAGGAGGGGCCGCGACGAACGGCGCGCUGAGGGAGCCGUGACGUGUGGGCGUGCGACGAGGGCCUGUGGGGCGGAGCACACAUUUCUUUCCCUCUUGUUUUGUUUUCUUUGCGGCCAGGGCGGGCAGACACCCGCAGCGCCACACACACACAGCCACACCCUGCCGGUUUUUAAGAUUUUUUGCUUUUUGUGUGCAUUUCACGCGCUGGCAGUGCAGUCAGCAUUUCUCUCCCCUCCUGAUGAUUUUUCUUUUUUUGCUGCGCUCACUCCCCGAUGGAGUGACGCGACUCCCGUCAUGUCUGCGUGCUUCUCUCAGUCCCCACACACACACGAGUGA
This is a messenger RNA of Trypanosoma cruzi, 585 nucleotides long. RefSeq lists its product as uncharacterized. The coding region runs from base 1 to 585 and encodes 194 amino acids. The record is from RefSeq and is a predicted model, not a curated record. The transcript has a single exon. NCBI's taxonomy places the organism in Eukaryota, Euglenozoa, Kinetoplastea, Trypanosomatida, Trypanosomatidae.